AUGUCGGAGCAAGCAGUACCGCCUCGGCGGUUCAUCCCUCAACCGAUCGAGACUACAACGAAGAGCUCUCGGAAGCCCGCAUCUAAUUCAUCGCAUACCGCAUCGAAACCUCGAUUUCGACCGGAGCCCGUUGAGACAACGAGACGAAGCAAUAGAAAGGCAGCUGAGACCCAAAAUGCCUCAUCCACCGAGCCACGACCUACUCGCCGGUUCGCGCCUCAACUCAUUGAGACAUCAACACGCUCGCGCAAGUCUGGCGACUCUCGCCCGGCAGUAUUGCUAUCAGAUAAGACGGACAAAUCACCUGGCGAUGAGAUCCGUCAGCCUCGGAAGGCUAUGAAGGGCAGCAAAGUGAGAGGUGGUGUGGAAAAUAUUUCUGCUUUGAAUCAGAAACUGCCCCCUUCACGACAACCUCGAGGAGAAUCUCUUUUCUCCCUAACCACUUCCCCACGUCAGCGCUCUUUCGCAACCCCUGUACUGGAACCAAUUGAAUCUUCCCAAUCGGAAGAAUCCGACCAAUCUAACUGCCCAUCUUUGUCCACAUCUCCCUCUGUUUCUUCGGAUGAGUAUUCCGAAUCAUAUAGCCAUGCGAGCAGGAUACGCGAGAGUUGCGAUGAUCGUUUCUCUGGCUAUCUGCUCGCGUUAGCGGCACGAGCAGCUGAAAAGCAGCUAAGGGAACAAGCUCUCGCCGCUUUCCCCAAUGAAGAUUACCAUCAAACUGUUGAUCAUUUCGUUGACCGCGUAUCGUCUUCUUCAGAAGAAGAGGAACUUUCGAAUCGAGAUCAAGAUGUGGAAAUGACGGGAAUCGACUCUGAUGAGGAAGUUAAUUUGGCUUUUCAAGAAAUGCGAAGACAACAAGAACAGCUUCAGAAGAAGCGACGAUCGACAUUGCGCGCCGAGUCGGAGUCUCGCCCUGGCGAUACUUCUUCCAAGUCUUUUAAUCCCUUUGGGAAGUUUGCUCAACCACCAAAGGAGUAUAUGGAAGGUUGGCAGAAGGGAAUUGGUCUUGAACAAAUGCGACGAGCAGCAAGUCCACCCAUGUUAGGAUGGGAUAUCAGGUUUCCUAGAUGUCGAUCUCCAGAGCAAACCCAGCUGCAUGUGGGUCAAAUCCCACAUUCACAGCAGAUGUCGCGGUCAGGCUCGGUUCAUCAGGCUGGAAUGUGGAGUGACAAGCACUCCUCACGAAAGAGUAGCAAAGGCCCAGGCGGGUUAUGGAUGGGAAUGUGUACUGCGGAGGACGAGGAUCCCGGACACCACCAGUCGCAGCAGGUUGGUCUCGUCACACCAGCCGGUGAAAGAGAAGACCCUUUUACUUCGGAGCCACCACGGCCUCAGGCAAAGGCAAAGUUCUUGUCACCCCUAACGGCUCAGAAUGUAUCCGCGGACAAUCGUCCGCCCACCUCUACUCCCACCUCCGCUCCCACCUCUGCUCCUACUUCAGCGCCUACUUCAGCGCCUACUUCAGCGCCUACUUCAGCGCCUACCUCUGCACCCUCCCCUACACCACGCCUCAGUAAGGAGGAUAUCGAGCACGAAUUCAACGAUGACUUUGUCUCGCAAGUCUAUAAUUAUCUUUCUCUUGGAUACCCGGCCCUUGCUCACAAAUAUGAUCCUGAAUUGAGCAAAAUAUCCCAGAUCCCCGUUGAAGAGCUUCGCCAAGAUGACAAACUAGCGGAUGGAAAAGGCUACGUCAGAAUUGGCGAUGAUCCUGAACCAGAAGUUGAUGAUGAUAUUCGAAAUAGAUGCGCAAGAUGGAAAGCUUUGAAGAUUUAUAUUAGAGAAUGGGCGCGGCAAUCACCCGAUAUGAAUGACGGAGCAAUCACACUGGAUGCCUGGGGCGCCAGGGCUCGUCGGGGUAGUUGGGCUGUCUAA
This is a messenger RNA of Xylona heveae TC161, 1872 nucleotides long. RefSeq lists its product as hypothetical. The transcript has a single exon. Bases 1 to 1872 code for a protein of 623 amino acids. The record is from RefSeq and is a predicted model, not a curated record. Lineage: Eukaryota; Fungi; Ascomycota; Xylonomycetes; Xylonales; Xylonaceae.